Messenger RNA from Sphaerodactylus townsendi, 613 nucleotides. It is a transcript of the gene KRTCAP2, whose product is annotated as keratinocyte associated protein 2. NCBI's taxonomy places the organism in Eukaryota, Metazoa, Chordata, Lepidosauria, Squamata, Sphaerodactylidae. The record is from RefSeq and is a predicted model, not a curated record. The coding region runs from base 180 to 524 and encodes 114 amino acids. The transcript is spliced from 4 exons.
UUCCCUGAUUUAUAGAAAGCUGCCUCCUGCCAGCCGUGCUGUGACACCCGCCGGCCCUGUUUCCUUUGCAGCUGCGCUAAUGCGCUCCCUUAAGAGUAUUUCUCUGUGUCUCGCCAGCCAUCGGCACGGGAACGUCGCUAGUGCUCUCCCUCUUGCUUUCCCUCCUGCUCUUCACCGGCAUGCAGAUGUACAGCCGGCAGCUCGCCUCCAGCGAAUGGCUGACCAUCCAAGGGGGGCUGCUGGGCUCCGGCCUCUUCAUCUUCUCGCUGACAGCCUUCAACAACCUGGAAAGCCUGAUUUUCGGCAAAGGAUUCCAAGCCAAGAUCUUUCCGGAAAUCUUAGUAUGUCUCUUGCUGGCCCUGUUUGCAGCGGGACUGAUCCACCGAGUCUGCGUCACCACCUGCUUCAUCUUCUCCAUGGUGGGCCUGUACUACAUCAACAAGAUCUCUUCCACGCUGUACCAGUCGGCGGCUCCGGUACCUGCUCCUGCCAAGACCAUUAGCAAAGGCAGGAAAAGAAAUUGAUGCCCCUUGCUCCUUAGAUCUGUGCGUGGGGAGAAGAUACUGUUCCACAUGAGCCAAUCAUUGAAUAAAUUUUUUUUUUUAAAAAAAAA